Molecule: messenger RNA, 701 nt
Organism: Anopheles moucheti
Lineage: Eukaryota; Metazoa; Arthropoda; Insecta; Diptera; Culicidae
Gene: amrt
Product: TM2 domain-containing protein CG11103
Exons: 1
Coding region: 41-592 (183 amino acids)
Source: RefSeq, a predicted model, not a curated record
ACAAACACCAAGCACGCAAUCCAUUUAGUUUCGGCUGGAAAUGUUAAUUUUACUACUGCUUUCUGCCGUGUUUUUCGUCGAAACUGCACAGAUUACGAAGGACAAGGAUGUUGCGCUGUCCAACCAAUCGGCCACAUUCAAUCCGCUAAGCCCGCUAGUAAAAUGUUCGUUCCUACCGCUGGAAUUUAUGGACUGCGAUGAACCGAUCAAUCUCAAGGGGAACCGUACCGCCCGGGAUGCAGGUGCUAAUGGGUGCGUAAAGUUUGGUGGUGUCUACUACGAUGAGGUGGAAGUGACGAAAGUUAACUGUAUCGUGUUUGAAAACAUCGAAUGCUAUGGAGCGCGGGAGUUUUUGCGCGACGGAUUUCCGUGCGUAAAGUACACGGAUCACUAUUUCGUUACGACGUUGCUAUACAGCAUACUGCUCGGAUUUCUCGGCAUGGAUCGGUUCUGUCUCGGUCAGACUGGGACGGCCGUUGGAAAGCUGCUGACGCUGGGUGGCGUUGGGAUCUGGUGGAUUGUAGACAUUGUGCUGUUGAUUACGAACAAUUUGCUGCCCGAAGAUGGUAGCAACUGGAAUACGAAGGUGUGAAAAUCCGCACAUGUGCACCCUUCCAUCACAGAUAUUUGUUCGGAUGUUAUGUUUGCCCCCUUUGGUAGAUAGAAUUAAUGAACCAAUAUAGGAUAAGACAUUCGUAAUG